Molecule: messenger RNA, 3421 nt
Organism: Miniopterus natalensis
Lineage: Eukaryota; Metazoa; Chordata; Mammalia; Chiroptera; Miniopteridae
Source: RefSeq, a predicted model, not a curated record
AUGUUAGGGUACCGGAGGGAGACUCACAGAGGGCCUGGGGUACAGAACGUGGGCUCCCCUCCAAAGGAGCAGCGUCCUAUCCAGCCCUCUUUCACCAAGUCCCUCUGCCGUGAGUCCCACUGGAAGUGCCUGCUGCUCUCCCUGCUCAUGUACGGCUGCCUGGGGGCCGUGGCCUGGUGCCACGUCACCACAGUGACCCGCCUCACCUUCAGCAGCGCCUAUCAGGGCAACAGCCUCAUGUACCAUGACAGCCCCUGCUCCAACGGCUAUGUCUACAUCCCCCUGGCCUUCCUGCUCAUGCUGUAUGCGGUCUAUCUGGUGGAGUGCUGGCACUGCCAAGCCCGCCAUGAGCUGCAGCACCGUGUUGAUGUAAGCAGUGUUCGGGAGCGUGUGGGCCGAAUGCAGCAGGCCACACCUUGCAUCUGGUGGAAGGCCAUCAGCUACCACUAUGUCCGCCGCACCCGCCAGGUCACCCGAUACCGCAACGGAGAUGCCUACACCACCACCCAGGUCUAUCACGAGCGCGUCAACACGCACGUGGCCGAGGCCGAGUUCGACUACGCGCGCUGCGGCGUUCGCGACGUAUCCAAGGCGCUCGUGGGUCUGGAGGGCGCGCCAGCCACGCGGCUGCGCUUCACCAAGUGCUUCAGCUUCGCCAGCGUGGAGGCCGAGAACGCGUAUCUGUGCCAGCGCGCGCGCUUCUUCGCCGAGAACGAGGGCCUGGAUGACUACAUGGAGGCGCGCGAGGGCAUGCACCUCAAGAACGUGGACUUCCGCGAGUUCAUGGUGGCCUUCCCGGACCCGGCCAGGCCGCCGUGGUACGCCUGCUCCUCGGCCUUCUGGGCUGCGGCGCUGCUGACGCUGUCGUGGCCGCUGCGCGUGCUGGCUGAGUACCGCACGGCCUACGCGCACUACCACGUGGAGAAGCUCUUCGGCCUGGAGGGCCCGGGCUCCGCCAGCAGCGCGGGCGGCGGCCUGAGCCCCAGCGACGAGCUGCUCUGCCCCACGGAGCAGACGCGGCUGUCGAGCCAGGCCAGCAUGGGGGACGACGAGGACGACGACGAGGAGGAGGCCGGGCCGCCCCCGCCCUACCACGACGCCCUCUACUUCCCGGUCCUCAUAGUGCACCGGCAGGAGGGGUGCCUGGGCCACAGCCACCGGCCUCUGCACCGCCACGGCUCCUGCGUGGAGACCUCACUGUGACCAGUGGCUCGCGGCAGCCCCCCUGUCCUCCCUCCUGCCCCUUGCCGGACCGUGCUCCCCGCCUGUAGCAGGGCGGGGGUCACGGGGAUGACGUAGGCGGUGCUGAGCACGGAGGGGGUUUGAGGGAGGCGAGGGGGAGCCGGACAGGCCCCGUGGGGCUGAGACCCCCGCCUUCCCUGUACAUAAAGAGACAUGGGUGGGAGGGGGCUUGGCAGUUCCUGGAGAACCCCACCGGGGCAGAGCCGCCUCAGCUCCUGAGUUUCUAAGGGGACCCCUUCCCUUCCUACACGCACACUCGAGAUUUCCCGUUCAGCCUUCCAACGGGUCUUCUGACUGUUACGUGCGACUGUGCUGUGGGACCCGCGUUGGGCUUCGUCUCGAGUGAGAGGCUUUUGCGGUGCAGCUGGGGAGGUUCAGAAGCUGUGGGGAAGGGAAAUUGGGGCUUUCCUUCUUCCUCUGCCUGGCUCCCCAGGGCCUCUCUCUACUGAGGGGGCGGUGGUUUGGUGAACAGCAGGGCUGGCUUCCAACCAGCUAAUGAAUUCAGUGGGUAUGAGGCUGGGGCCAGGUGUCAGCCCCCCAAUCUCAAAACCAGUACUCCAUCUCCAAACCGUGGACGUGUUGGAGAGUACCCCGAAGAUGGGGGUUUCCUUUCUGCCACUCCCACCACUGUUGUUUAUUUCACUGGUCCCCUGGAGCCUGGGUCCCAGAGAGACUGCUUACCACACAGACAUCACCCUCCUCCCUCCCUCCUGCUCCUGGCUCUGAAGAGCUGUUGCCAGUGGGGCGGGGCAGGGCAGUGUAUCUCAGUCCUUUCUCAGUCCUCUGGGCAGCAGCCUCCUUGCCUGGGUUCUGGGAGGGCACCCCCUUCAGAGAGGGUGAGAUCCCACCCGAUCCGCAUUCCUUAAAGCUGGCCAAGGUGAAUGACUGAGUGGGGAGAUUGAGAGACCUGAGUGACAGUGCGGGGCCCUGGAAGCAGAUGGGAGACAGAGGAGAGGGCAGUGGAAGGUGGAGUGAGAGGACCUGCAAAGGAGGGGGGCAGCCCACACACAUUGCCUCUGCAGUGCUGAGGACAUUGUCACAAGUUGCAGUUGGAGAAAAACUCAAUUCCAGUGGCAGGGUCAGAGUCAGGAAUUCUCUAAAUCUUGCUCACCCCUUCAUCCUACCCUAUCCUGAAGAAGCCCUGCUGUGUCCCCCAGGGUCUUCAAAGGGGCACCCUGCCACCACCACAGCGCCCUGGCCCCACAUCCUGUUCCCUGGAAGUUCUGACCAUCACCUUCACUCCCCACCACUCCCACCCUGAUGUGCUUCAGUGUGCAUGUCUGUGUGCAACCCUGCCCCCCUUCCAACUCGCCCGGCUAAAGUUUUCCCAGCAGACUUAGUGCCUAGGGAUUGAGCUCAUAUUUUAAGCUGGAGAGCGUAACCCUUGGGAAGCCUGACAUUGCUCACCCCUGAUGCUUCUCACUUCUCCUGAGCCAUCAGAGGUCCUUCUUUGCCUCCUGCAGUCUCUCCUAUCUUCCUCCAGUCAAGCGAGGCCUGUGCCUGCAAAGGGCACGGCCUCCACCUAUGCAACAUCUCUGGCUCCCCUGCCCUCCUUUCCUGGGGGCAACUUGGGAGGCACAGAUUGUGGGGACCAUUGUGGUUGAGCUUUAUUUUCCUGUGGUGAUGGCUGAAUGGGAAGGGAGAGGAGGCCGGAGAAGGGCAGGCUUGGGCAGGAGGGAACAACUGCCCAUUAUGAUUCCCUGGGCAGCAGUGCCUACCUGCCUGCCAGCACUGAGCCUGCCUGGACCCUGAGUCUGUGCUCCUCGGGGGCCUGGCGGUUGGAGCACCCCUCUGUCCUCUGAGCAGGCAUCUGUGAGGUACAGAUGGUGAGCUGUGGCCUCAGGCCCCAGUUCUUGGCCAGCUGGCAGGUCUUGCCCUUGUGUGGGGGCAGCCUGGCCACCUCCUGGCUCCGAGGAGGGAGGAACUCAGCUCUUCCUCCCUCAGGCUCAUUUCUGAGACAGAGCCUGAGCUGGGAGGAAGUAAAGGGGGGCCCUAUUAUUACUUUUGUCUGUAUUGACCAUUUCUGCCUAGGUCUUCUCACACAGACAGCCUCACCUCCCACACACGCACAGACUUAGAAACCAAUUCUUUUGUCUAUUUUCUUGGUAGCUUUAUUGAUUGCCAGGGAAAAGGAAAACCAGAAAAUUAAUUAAUCUCUAAAAUUAAACUUUACACUGAA